Cucumis melo (muskmelon) is the source of this 1967-nucleotide messenger RNA. RefSeq names its product lysine histidine transporter-like 8. NCBI's taxonomy places the organism in Eukaryota, Viridiplantae, Streptophyta, Magnoliopsida, Cucurbitales, Cucurbitaceae. Gene Ontology annotation, cellular component: plasma membrane. The record is from RefSeq and is a predicted model, not a curated record. Bases 147 to 1709 code for a protein of 520 amino acids. The transcript is spliced from 5 exons.
UCUUCCCCCAACCUCCUCAAUCAAUCAAUCAUUCUCCAUUUUCCACUUUCACUUUCACUUUACUCCCACUUCUUUCUUCAUUCUCUCUAUAUUAUCAAAUGCCCUCAGUUCCAUUGCUCAACUGAAGAUCACAACUAUUUACCCCUAUGGAAGAGAGGCCGGAGACGGAGCUUAUUUCCAUUCCGGCGACCCCACGAGUUUCCACGCCGGAGAUUCUCACGCCGACGGGUCAGAGGUCGCCUAGGCCGCCUUCUAAAGAAGCUAAGUCUUCCACGGCAUGGACUCCGACGUCGUUCAUUUCGCCGAGGUUUUUGAGCCCCAUUGGGACUCCCAUGAAAAGGGUUCUUAUUAAUAUGAAGGGUUAUUUAGAGGAAGUGGGUCAUCUCACUAAGCUUAACCCACAAGAUGCUUGGCUUCCCAUUACCGAGUCGCGUAAUGGUAAUGCUCACUACGCUGCUUUUCAUAACCUUAAUGCUGGUAUUGGCUUCCAGGCUCUCGUUCUGCCCGUUGCCUUCGCUUUCCUUGGCUGGAGCUGGGGUAUACUAUCACUAACCAUAGCCUAUUGCUGGCAACUUUAUACCCUUUGGAUCCUAGUUCAACUUCAUGAAGCAGUUCCAGGCAAAAGGUACAACAGAUAUGUGGAGCUUGCUGAAGCAGCAUUUGGGGAAAGAUUGGGUGUAUGGCUUGCUGUAUUUCCUACUGUCUAUCUAUCAGCAGGAACUGCAACGGCAUUGAUUCUCAUUGGAGGAGAGACAAUGAAACUCUUUUUCCAAAUAGUCUGUGGGCCACUCUGUUCAUCAAAUCCUUUAACAACUGUAGAGUGGUACCUUGUAUUUACAUCUCUCUGCAUUGUUCUUUCUCAAUUGCCAAACCUCAACUCAAUUGCUGGACUUUCCCUUAUUGGAGCUGUGACUGCCAUCACUUACUCCACCAUGGUUUGGGUCCUCUCUGUUAGCCAGCAAAGGCCCCCAACCAUCUCAUACGAACCCCUUUCGAUGCCAUCGGCUUCUUCCUCUGUUUUCUCCGUCAUGAAUGCACUUGGAAUCGUAGCCUUUGCUUUCAGAGGCCAUAACUUGGUUUUGGAAAUUCAGUCAACAAUGCCAUCAACUUUUAAGCACCCUGCUCAUGUUCCCAUGUGGAGAGGGGCCAAAGUUGCCUAUUUCUUCAUUGCAGCUUGUUUGUUUCCAGUUGCUAUCGGAGGAUAUUGGGCUUAUGGAAAUCUUAUGCCUUCAGGAGGGAUGCUCAAUGCUAUAUAUGCAUUUCACAGCCAUGAUAUUCCCAGAGGGCUUCUUGCCAUCACCUUCCUUCUAGUUGUGUUCAAUUGUCUAAGCAGUUUCCAAAUUUACUCGAUGCCUGUUUUUGACAGCUUUGAAGCUAGCUACACAAGUCGCACAAACCGCCCUUGCUCAAUCUGGGUUCGUUCUGGUUUCCGUGUUUUCUAUGGAUUUGUCAACUUCUUUAUAGGAGUAGCACUUCCUUUCCUCUCCAGUUUAGCUGGUCUGCUUGGAGGACUCACUCUUCCAGUCACAUUUGCUUACCCUUGCUUCAUGUGGGUUCUCAUAAAAAAGCCUACGAAGUUCAGUUUCAAUUGGUACUUCCACUGGACAUUGGGUUGGCUAGGCAUUGCUUUUAGCUUGGCUUUCUCAAUUGGAGGAAUAUGGAGUUUGGUAAACAGUGGACUUAAGUUGAAGUUCUUCAAACCCAGUUGAUCGAAGAAUCAUCAGAGCAGAGCAUCAUAAUAUAUAGCAAGAAUGUCAACUUGAAUUUCUAAGCAAAUGAGAUUUUCCUAAAGGCGUGCCAUCUCAUGCUACGUACGUGAUCGACAUAGUAGUAUCGACAUCUUUGUGGAUAUAGCUAAAAAGUUUAUAAAAUUCUCUAUGGAGACGUGGAAAAUCCGGUUUGUUACUCUUAUCAAUCACUGUUAAUGGUUUCAUUUAUGAUAUCAAAAUCUCUUGUUUGUAGGAAAA